Molecule: messenger RNA, 359 nt
Organism: Ambispora leptoticha
Lineage: Eukaryota; Fungi; Glomeromycota; Glomeromycetes; Archaeosporales; Ambisporaceae
Source: the annotation of a GenBank genome assembly
AUCCAUGGUCAAUGCAAUCAUCGCAAACUCAGCAACAACAACAAUCAUCAUUCCCUCAACAAUCAAUAUCGAUGGACAUAGAUCCAUGCAUAGAUCCAUGGUCAAUGCAAUCAUCGCAAACUCAGCAGCAACAACAACCACCAUUCCCUCAACAACCACAACAAAUACUAGUUAAUGUUCAACAGCAGCCGCAACAACAACCACCGCAACCAUCACCAACGCUGCAACAAUUACAACAACUAUCACCAUUUUCUCAACCAUCACAACAAAUAUUUCAGCAGCAGCAACCGUCGCAACCACAAUCACCGCAACCAUCACCAACGCUGCAACUAUUACAACAACUACCACCAUUUCCUUAA